Messenger RNA from Microthlaspi erraticum, 1050 nucleotides. NCBI's taxonomy places the organism in Eukaryota, Viridiplantae, Streptophyta, Magnoliopsida, Brassicales, Brassicaceae. The record is from the annotation of a GenBank genome assembly.
AUGUUGCCUAGGCGCCGCCGCUUUUUAUCUUCUCAGCCGGGAAACUGGCAGGUUAGGUCUUUUCUUCUCUUACUUACUUGCGAAUUGCGAUCUCUUGUGCGUUUUGUUGUGCUUAAUGUUCUUGUCCUCUUUCGUGCGGCCAGAGAUGUUGAAUUUCUCGAAUCAGCCACUAGGGUUGACCACCUCAAGGAUUUGGGUAAUGUUGUUCACUUCCUAACAGGAAGAGUUGGCUCUGAGACGCCUAUCAAGUGUGAGCGUAGUGGCAUUCUCGGUGUUAUUCUCGAGGAAACGGCAGGCAGAGCAACAUUUUCUGAAACGGCAUUGAUGAAGCCCGUGACUAAGGAAGCCCCUGGUCGUGUGAACGUAGUGGGAGCUCAAGGUGCAAUAGGCUUUUCCUUGACACUUGGAGGUGAAGCCUUUCAAACCUCAGAGCCGUCUUCCUUCGUUCGAGCGUCUCUUGAUUAUCUCCUAGGCCGCAAGAUGCUUGGAGUAAGGCACAUUGAGCGGCUUCUCCCAGUUGGUACUCGGCUUACCGUUGUUGGUCAGACUAUUAGGGAUGGUACUGGGGAUGUCAGGAUUCAAAAACCUGAGGGAGGGCCUUUCUACAUCUCGCCUGUACUGCUCGAUCAGCUCAUCUCAAGCUUAGGAAAGUGGAGGUUCAAGUAUGCCUCCAUGGGUUUAGCUCUUCUUGGUGUGAUUCUCAUCUCAAGGCCUAUCAUUGAAUAUAUUAUAGUAAGAAGUGGAGAGUUUCUAGAGACAGGGCGUCAACUGUUACGGAAGAGAUCUGUUGAUGCAGCUGCUAAGAGACACGAACGAGCGACUCAAGGUUUGGAGUUGGCAAGGCAACGUGAGAAGAGCUCUGUUGGUACAAGCAGAGAUGGCCCUGCAACUGAUCUCUGUGUGAUCUGCCUUGACCGGAAGUAUGACACGGCUUUUCUACAGUGUGGCCAUAUGUGCUGCUGCAUAACAUGUUCCUCGAAGCUGCGUGGGAAGACUUGUCCACUUUGCCGGCAACCAAUAAGACAGAUUUUGAGGAUUUAUUGCCCUUGA